UGAUUUGUUUUGUUGCCAACACAAUAAAGUUGUAAUAUUUCUUAAACCAGGCUUAUGAUUAGUUUUUUUCUUCCCUCCCCUCUGGGAACCAGGACCGCCCCGCUCUCUGCACUUUAAACUCUGAUCUCAGACAAAUAUUUGCUUUGUGUCUAAACUAGCUGGUUGCUUUUAACAUUCGAGAGAGAGAAAUGAGCAGAAACAGACUUUUAGUUAAAAACGCCAAACAGGUGGUUUUAAUCUGCAACAACGGAGAAAAGUACCUGACCAGGCACGGCAUGAACGGACUGUGUGUGAUUGAGAAUGGCAGCAUUGUCAUUGGAAGUGAUGGUCUGAUUAAAGCUGUGGGUCCUGCAGAGACCAUCAGAGCUCAGUAUUCAGACGCCUCCUUUGAGCGAGUCAUUGAUGCUGCAGAUAUGUGUGUCCUGCCCGGGCUGGUUGAUGCUCACACCCAUCCAGUGUGGGCAGGAGACAGAGUGCACGAGUUUGCGAUGAAGCUGGCAGGUGCCUCCUACAUGGACGUGCAUCGGGCCGGAGGGGGGAUCCACUUCACGGUUGAACACACUCGAGCCGCCGCGGCCUCGGACCUCCUGGCCUCCCUGAGGAGCAGGCUGGUGCGGAUGCAGCGGGCCGGGACCACCCUGGUGGAGUGUAAAAGUGGCUACGGCCUGGAGCUGCACACUGAGGUGAAGAUGCUGGAGGUGCUGGAGGAGGCGAGACGCUCUCUGCCCAUCAACAUCUCCUCGACCUACUGUGGAGCUCACGCAGUGCCCAGAGGGAAGACAGUGACAGAAGCCACCGAGGACGUCCUCCGUGUUCAGCUGCCGCACCUGAAGGAGCUGAUGUCUGCGGGGAAACUUCGAGUGGACAACAUAGACGUGUUCUGCGAGCAGGGAGUGUUUGACCUGGACUCGACCCGCUCUAUCCUGCAGGCUGGCAAAGACAUGGGCCUCAACAUCAACUUCCACGGAGACGAGCUCCACCCCAUGAAGUCUGCAGAGAUGGGGGCGGAGCUUGGAGCUUUGGCCAUCAGUCAUCUUGAAGAAAUCACAGAUGCAGGAAUUGUUGCCAUGGCCAAAGCAAAAACUGCUGCUGUUCUUCUGCCGACCACAGCUUACAUCCUCCGACUCCCUCAGCCUCGAACCAGAGACCUGCUGGAUUCAGGGGUAAUCGUCGCCCUCGGCAGCGACUUCAACCCCAACGCUUACUGCUGCUCCAUGCCUAUAGUGAUGCACCUGGCCUGUGUCAACAUGAGGAUGACCAUGUCUGAGGCUUUGGCUGCAGCGACCAUCAACGCAGCGUUUGCCCUCGGCCGCUCUCACACACACGGAUCUCUGGAGGUCAACAAACAUGGAGACCUGCUGCUCCUCAGCGCCACACGAUGGGAGCACCUGAUCUACCAGCUGGGAGGACACCAGGAGCUGAUUCGUUACGUCGUCAUCAAAGGCAACGUCGUCUACGACAAUGACAAAACCCUGGAUCUGUGACUCCGGUCCUAAACCAGCUCGGUGAGGUUCAAGAAGGAAGAUCGUUCUGCUGUCCUCAAAAGAAGCCAUUAUUUUAGUGGAAAUAUAAUCAAACUGAUAAAUGUUUGUUUUUAAUAAGUGUUUCUUUAAACAAUAUAUCUAUUUAACCAUACAGUUUUUCUUAGAAUUAGGGCUGCAAUGAUUAGUCGACUUAGUCAACAAUAAAAAUUGUUGAUGAAUUUGUCAUUAUAGUCAUUUUUAUUACGGAUAUAUAUAUAUAUUUUAUGGAGUGAGACAUCUUGUCCAUCUAUCUCGGUUACUGGUGAUACAACAUGGUGUGCAAAACGAUCCAAGGUUUGGGACACUUUCAGUCUUGAUAAAGGAAAAAAAAAAUAAACAUAUUUGCAAAGUGGACCUUGCAUAUCAUGGAAGAACUUCUGUGAUUCACGAGCAUUUAAAGAGGCUGCACCUCUGAUAUCUGGAAGCAGACACGGAGUUGGAUGCACCCCGGUAAGAUGUGCUAAAGCUAAACAACACACAAGGAGACAACUCGUAGACACUGUUAUUUGCAGAAAAAAAAGGUUGCAUGUAUGACUGCAGAACCAAUAACAAAAAAUACAACUUUAAUUUUUCUUUUAAAGAUAUACUUUUGGUUUUGAAACAAGUAUUUGCAGCUUGCUACAAAAUGUUCUGAACUAUUUUACUGCUGAUAAUGUGCCAACUUCGUUUUCCAGGGAAGAAAAAGUGCUUUUUUUUAAUGGUUGGAAAAAAGACCGUUAAAUUUAUAUCAGCAGCAAACCUGAUAAAGUACAAUUUAUUUGUUAUGGUUGGAAAAAUGGACAGUUGCRUUUUUAGCAGCAAACCUGAUUACAUUUUUUGAAUGAAGUACCCAUCUUCUGUGUGUUUACUACCACAUUUUAAAUAAACAAAUGGAAAAGCUGA
Molecule: messenger RNA, 2405 nt
Organism: Austrofundulus limnaeus
Lineage: Eukaryota; Metazoa; Chordata; Actinopteri; Cyprinodontiformes; Rivulidae
Gene: amdhd1
Product: amidohydrolase domain containing 1
Exons: 10
Coding region: 189-1484 (431 amino acids)
Cellular component (GO): cytoplasm
Molecular function (GO): imidazolonepropionase activity
Source: RefSeq, a predicted model, not a curated record